AGCGAUUCUCCCUGCGUGACACUCCUUAUCCGUUUGCCUAACCUUGGCGCUGAACGAGUCGAAUCGAAUAACACAAGGCGAUAACAAUAUUCUGGCGUUAUUGGAUAUCAAAAGAAAAGGAGGAUAUUGCCGUGGAUAGGCUGGAUUAAAAAUGGUCGGCAGAGCGUCUGUUCCUCCGGAAGGUGCCUCAGUUUUCAUGGAACAACCUAAUUUCCGACGUAGUUUUUCGCGUGCUUCCCGGAUAGCGACGCAAGAACCUGAUACCAACGAGUCCUUCAUGUCUCAAACAUCUCAGUCACAAUCUCUCCCCACUACACCCCUCACUACAACCUUUGAAAAGCCAGGCAAACGCCGGAGGACACAACAGUCAGUCGACGGAGACGACAAGGCUUCGCAAAUGUCGCAGGAUGUCCCUGAGACGCCAAAUCAAAAUGACUCAUUUAGCGCUCCUCAGGUAACAACAUCCGGCUUUGUUGCCGUAAAUCACGCGCGGAAUCAUAAGCCUGAAGUUCCAAAUGGCGACACGGCCGAGACCGCUACACCGGCAUCUAAUGGCAAACGCAAUUCUCAGUCUGCGAAACAGUCUAAUUUACACGCCUUUCUUGAGAAUGGGCGUCAUUCUGUGACUGAGACAGAGGUGACUGAAUCAAAGAAGGACAAUGCUAACAAAGCACCCGCUCUGGAAACCUCCGUCACUGAAGGCAACCGCAAAAUGCGAAAGUCCAUGCCGGCUAAACUCAAGAAAGCUGAAGGCGUUGAAAACAUCCCUGACCAGCCUCAAAUUACUACCCCGCGUCCAGGACGCAAGUCGAAAAAUGCAGCAACCGAAGCCAACACCAAACUCUCCAAGAUGUCUGCUCGUGGGCCCCGACAGAAGACCGUCGAGAAGGCCCUCAAAGAGCAAAAUAAUACAGCCCCUGCUACUCCAGUAACGGCACCCACCCGUCGCGAGCGCAAGUCUGCAAGGAAGAAUCAAGAAAACGUCGCAAACGUUGCAAAUUCUACCAAUGCUACUCCAUUGCGAUCUACCACUAGAAGACAUGGAGCUCCCCAGGAUGUGAACGGAACCCGUGAACCGGAAGUGCCAGAUAGCGCAUUGCAGUCUCCCGACAGUACUCAAUCCGAUAACGAUACGGAAGUUUAUGUUGACGGUCAAACGGACGGUCAAGCAUCUCCGAAAAGCUCUGCAGCUGCGCGUAUCUCCCGCCGGAACAGGAAGCCUACGAUGCGGGCAAUGGAGUCCUUCGAAUCAGAAAAGCGAUACCGCCGAAAAACAGGAAAUUCCAUCAGAGCCGAGUCGCAAUCUGGUGAACUGAACGGGACCGUUCAUCCUGAUUUAGCGCUUGUUGCCCAACGAUUGUUUGAACUAGCCAUGGAAGCCGUGUCACCAAGUUUCAAACCGACCCCAGAUGCCAAAACCCAGCUCGCCCAGUUACGCAAGGAGUAUUACGCCAAGAAAGAACAACAAAACGCUCCGCCAUCGACACGUAAGGGCAAGGCUGCGGCGGCGGCGGCGGCGACAGCAGCGACAAAUAAACCAGGUGUUACGAAGAAGAGUAAGCAAAUCUCGCAGCCGUGGAAGGACGAGAAAGGCUGGAAACACACGGGCUUCGUCAACGAGCAUGGAGAGGAAUACCUCAUGGUACCUUCUGACUCUGAAGUGUAUCGCCCAAACAACACCUAUGGCGAUUCAAAGAUUCCACAACCGCCAAUCCGGCUGAAGUCUCGCGACCAAGUCGACAAAGACCGCAUUUUCGGUUUCCCUCCACGCAUCGGAGAGCGCAACAUCCCCCGAAACAGCCAGCUUACUUUUUACUACGAAAAUGUCGACGAAGUAAGGGAGAGAAUCCUGGCCCGCGAGGAGGCGCGCCGGGUCGGUCUUGUCGUCGACCGAUCGAUGCAGGCCGCAGAUAUCCGUGCUCUGAUUACCCAACAUGCCCCCCAUGCCAAACCAGCCAGUCCCAAGGAAACGUCUAAGCCGGUCGAAAAGGUCCGCAGACGACGCCGUACUCAGGUACAGAAUGAAGAUGGCUCGGACUACAAACCUCAGCCCAAGCAGCGACGACGUCGUCGGGCUACGGCGCCGGGAACGCCGGCUGAAGGAUCUGCACCCGAAUCACCCGAUAAGAAAUCAAUGAAGAUUAAAUUGAAAUUCGGAAAGGGCAUCGCCGCUGCUAUCGACGCUGGCAAUAACGGCGCGAAUGCCGAACCUCCCAAGAAACAAAGGCAGGAAAUCCCUCAAGCUGGUCGCGAAUUUGAUGAUUCUCACCCCAAUCAUAUUGUCCCAUCACCUCCUCAUGAAAUGCACAAUCAAAAUAAGCCUCUCGACUAUGAUACUCCAACUCCAAGUCCACCGAGAAAACGCACACUCUCUACGACCGAAAAUAGUCCAGAUGAGGCACACCUAGCAAAGAAGCAGAAGCUCUCAGAAUCCGAGGCGGCUGGUGAUGAGCAGGGAGUAAACGAUACACCCGGUCGGCGGCCCCGUCGUCGCGCUACGGGCACUGCGUUGGACCUAGUCAUGUCAUUCAUGACAUGAUUUGAUUCGGCCACCACAGCGCUUCUCUUAAUUCGGCUUACCGUAUCUGAGCUGAAAUCCGGCUUUCCGGCCAUCGCGCGUCCGCGACCGUUUGGCUGUUACCUCUACCUAUCUACCUUCUCAGCACUGCACGAGAAGCCCUUUUUGUUCGAUUACACUAAUAUCAACCGUUCCGAUCUCCAACUCAUCCGAGAGAUCCUUUCUCUACGUAUUCUGUUUUGUCCGCUAAAUUGCAAGUCGGGUUGGUUGUGUGAUUGUGUCCUGUCUUGAUGGCUUGCAUUGAUUGGUCUGUUUGAUUAUUGAUUAGUUUGAGUACGGAGUUGAAGUCUCCUUUGUCUGUUUUAUA
This is a messenger RNA of Aspergillus glaucus CBS 516.65, 2885 nucleotides long. Its product is annotated as putative GPI-anchored cell surface glycoprotein. The transcript has 3 exons. The coding region runs from base 152 to 2539 and encodes 795 amino acids. NCBI's taxonomy places the organism in Eukaryota, Fungi, Ascomycota, Eurotiomycetes, Eurotiales, Aspergillaceae. The record is from RefSeq and is a predicted model, not a curated record.